AUGGACCUGAGCGCCGCCGCCGCGCUGUGUCUCUGGCUGCUGAGCGCCUGCCGCCCCCGCGACGGACUGGGAGCGGCCGCGGUGCUGCGGGCGGCGGGGGCUGGGCCGGCCCGGAGCCCGGGGGGCGGCGGCGGCGGCGGCGGCGGCGGCGGCGGCGGCCGGGGCGGGCGGACCCUCGCCCCGCCGGCGGGCAUCCCUGCGCUCCGGGCCCCCGCCGCGGCGGCUCCCGGGGUCCGCGCCGCCGGGCGCCGCGCCCCGGACUCAGCCUUCAGGAACGGCUCGGUGGUGCCGCACCACUUCAUGCUGUCGCUCUACCGGAGCCUGGCCGGCAACGCUCCGCCCGGGGCGGCCUCCACCUCGGGCCGGGGCCGUGCGGACACCAUCACCGGCUUCACGGACCAGGCGACCCCAGGUACUUCCCGCCUCUCCCCGCACGGCCAGAGAUUCCUGUUCGACGUGUCCAGCCUUCCCGACGGCGACGAGGUGGUAGGUGCGGAGCUGCGCGUGCUGCGCCGCGAGUCUCCAGAGCCUGGCUGGGGCCGGGGGACCCCGCCGCCGCUGCUGCUGCUGUCCACGUGCCCGGGGGCCGCCCGCCCUCCGCGCCUGCUGCGCUCCCGGGCCGCGGAGCCCCUGGACGGCGCGCGCUGGGAGGUGUUCGACGUGGCGGACGCCGUGCGGAGCCACCGGCAGGAAUCGCGCGCCAACCGUUCGUUCUGCCUUUUGCUUCGCGCGGUGGUGGGCCCGGAGAAGAGCCCGAGGUCGGUGCGGACGCUGGGCUUCGGCUGGCGGGGCGGAGGCGCGGCGGCGGCGGCGGCGGAGGAGCGCGCGCUGCUCGUCGUCUCCUCCCGCACGCAGCGCAAGGAGAGUCUGUUCCGGGAGAUCCGCGCCCAAGCCCGCGCGCUGCGGGCGACGCUCGCCGCGGAGCCGCCGCCCGACCCGGGCCCCGGCGGCCCCGGAUCCCCCCAGUCCUUCGUGGCAGGGCGCCGGCGGCGGCGGACGGCUCUGGCCGGGACUCGAGCGGCCCCGGGCAGCGGCGGCGGAGCCGGCCGGGGCCACGGGCGCCGGGGCCGGAGCCGCUGUAGCCGAAAGCCGCUGCACGUGGAUUUCAAGGAGCUGGGCUGGGACGACUGGAUCAUCGCGCCGCUCGACUACGAGGCGUACCACUGCGAGGGCGUCUGCGAUUUCCCGCUGCGCUCGCAUCUGGAGCCCACCAACCACGCCAUCAUCCAGACCCUGCUCAACUCCAUGGCGCCCGACGCCGCGCCCGCGUCCUGCUGCGUGCCCGCGCGCCUCAGCCCCAUCAGCAUCCUCUACAUCGACGCGGCCAACAACGUGGUCUACAAGCAGUACGAGGACAUGGUGGUGGAGGCUUGCGGCUGCAGGUAG
Molecule: messenger RNA, 1386 nt
Organism: Perognathus longimembris pacificus (Pacific pocket mouse)
Lineage: Eukaryota; Metazoa; Chordata; Mammalia; Rodentia; Heteromyidae
Gene: Gdf7
Product: growth differentiation factor 7
Exons: 2
Coding region: 1-1386 (461 amino acids)
Biological process (GO): BMP signaling pathway; SMAD protein signal transduction
Cellular component (GO): extracellular region
Molecular function (GO): growth factor activity; cytokine activity
Source: RefSeq, a predicted model, not a curated record